Messenger RNA from Ceutorhynchus assimilis (cabbage seed weevil), 1203 nucleotides. Lineage: Eukaryota; Metazoa; Arthropoda; Insecta; Coleoptera; Curculionidae. The record is from the annotation of a GenBank genome assembly.
AUGCUCAAGUUUUUACCAUCACUAUUUCACCAAAAUUGCCAAAACAUUAGCCCGUUGCUAAGCUUUUCAGAAAAUACCAAUUUGCCGAACAUUCGCCACUGCUCCUGCAAUGACAGUGCAGAGCAAAACAAAAAUCUAUCAGCGGUGCUACAUGGAAAAACAGAUUUGAGAAUGGAAAACAGACCUAUACCCAAACAUGGAGCCAACCAAGUGCUACUGCAAAUGGAAGUUGUUGGCAUAUGUGGUUCAGACGUACAUUUUUAUCUAGACGGCAAAUUGGGCCCGUUUGUUGUCAAAAGCCCCAUGGUUAUCGGACAUGAAGGUUCUGGAACUGUACUGGAAUGUGGCGAAGAUGUUGUCAAUUUAAAACCUGGAGAUAAGGUGGCCAUAGAGCCUCAAAUGAGUUGUAAAAAGUGUAAUUUCUGUAAAAGUGGCAACUAUCAUCUUUGUCCUGAUAUUUAUUUUUGUGCCACCCCACCAGACGAUGGUAAUUUGAGUAGAUACUAUGUCCACGAUGCAGAUUUUUGCCAUAAACUCCCAUGUUCCUUAGAUUUCGAACAUGGAACCCUUAUGGAACCACUUGCAGUUGGUGUACAUGCUUGUAAAAGAGCUGAAGUAUCUUGUGGCGAUUCAGUAUUGAUUAUCGGUUCAGGGCCUAUUGGAUUAGUGAGUUUACUAGCAGCAAGAGCCUAUGGAGCAUCCCGAACUCUUGUCUUAGAUAUAGAUGAUUUUAAGAUUCAAAAGGCUUUACAAUUGGGUGCAGAUUGCGCAAUUAACGUGAAGGGGUGUGAAGAUAAGGCAAUAGUUAAAUCAAUACAUGAUAUUUUUGGUCAUCACCCUCAUAAAACGAUCGAAUGUUGUGGUUUUGAAAAAACUUUCAGGAUAGGAAUGGAAGCUACAAGAAGCGGAGGUAAAAUGGCCUUAGUAGGCAUGGCUACAGACAAGGCACAUUUACCAAUAGGCGAAUGUAUUUUCCGCGAAGUAGAUCUCUUGGGUGUAUUCAGAUAUGCCAACGACUAUCCAACUGCUAUAAAAAUGGUUGAAUCAGGGAUAUUUGAUCCGAAACCUUUGAUUACUCACCAUUUUAAAUUAGAAGAUGCGAAAAAAGCGUUUGAAACUGCAAGUGGUAAGAAGGAAUCUUUUAUAAAAAUUAUGAUUCAUGCUAAUCCCAAGUGGCAGCCAUUGAAUAAAGAGAAAUGCUGA